CGCGCGUUAAGAUAAGCGGAGUGGGGUUCUUGGCAUUGUUGGCGCUGCCGCCUGUCAUCGAUACCUACCUAAUUGACGACUUUCAUCAGUUUCCCUUGGCCAACGCUUAUUGCAUACCUCCAAGUAGCAUGGCUCCUUUAUGAUGCUGCUGAGGCUCUGGUAUCGGAUGCCAGCACUCUUGAUCUUGAUACUGGACGUCGGAAAGGACCACAGUGCGCGAUCGGGUUUCCUCUCCUUACAGCCCAGGCGUAUGUAUGUGCCUCGCAACAAUGCGAGUGGAGGUCUCAACAACCCCAGAAUCUGGAUUGACAAGCCCAGUACAUACAGGAAGGCUAGGAGCAACCCUCAAACAAAAAGUCUCUAUCUGACACCGCGGCAGAUCCGAGCCGACGGAGCAAAUUCCAAUCGGCUGCCAUCAUAGGGCCGUCUUGGCCAUGUCAAGUUCCCAUCGUCAACCCGAUCUUGAGGCCGUAGGAGAGUCUGUC
Messenger RNA from Neurospora hispaniola, 485 nucleotides. RefSeq lists its product as uncharacterized. Bases 140 to 421 code for a protein of 93 amino acids. The transcript has a single exon. The record is from RefSeq and is a predicted model, not a curated record. NCBI's taxonomy places the organism in Eukaryota, Fungi, Ascomycota, Sordariomycetes, Sordariales, Sordariaceae.